AUGACGCGAUGAAAGGUGAUUAUUGCAUCUUUUCGUUCAAAUAAUGAACAAUACGUACGUACAUACGUACAUACAUUCGGUCAACGACAAAUGGCAUUUGCACAAUUUCGAAUAUUAUUUAAAAAGAAUUUUCUACUUCGUCGUCGACAACCGGUUCUCUUUCUUUUUGAACUCGCUUGGCCUUUAUUACUCUUUUCUAUUGUUGCAAUUGUUCGAAAAACUUCACCUGUUCAAAAUCGACCAGCAUGUUAUCACAAUCCGAUGCCAUUACCUAACAGUGGUACAAUAGGUUUUCUCCAAAGUUUCUUGUGCAAUACCAAUGUCAGCUGUCGUUCAAAGCCCUUCGAUGCUCAAACAUCGUCGCUAAAAAAUUAUCUUCCAUCGGUUUACGACGGUAUCCUUGGAUUGACUGAAGCAGAAGGUGUAAAUACUGUUUUAUACAAUUUACCUAAUCUAACACGUAGUGUUGAUCAUAUCAAUAAUGCAUUCAAUGAUACAUUCUUACAAAAACUUCUUGAUGGAAGAUUUUCUAUUGCUGACCUUUUCAACAACACUAAAGAAUUACGAACUGAUUUAAUUCAAACUGGCUUAUCCAAUGAUUUAGUUGAUGACUUUCUCAAUGGAUCGUUUGAUUUAACAGAAAUUUAUAACUCAUUCAAUAAGACAAUCAAUUUAGAACCAUUCUGUCGAAUGAGUUUUCUCAACCAUAUUCUCACCGUCGAUGAUUCUGAUAAUGCCGAGAUCGUUAUUAAAGCGUUAUGCCAAUUGAAUGUUCGUAACUUGACAAUGGACUUAAAUACAUUCAUUAAUGAUUUGAAUAUUGAUACAUUGAAUCGAUAUUUCGGUAACCUUUCGCAAUUGAUCAAUGGAGACGAGAUUCAAAAUAAGAUUCAACAAUUGAGAGACUUAGAACAAACUGUCAGGCAGCUAAGUGGAUAUGGAACAUUGUUACAAAAUUUACCGAACAUGACCGAAAUCGCACGGAUUAUUCCCCGAUUGAUUCAAAUUAUUGAAUUAGUGCAAAAUGAACGAGAUCUCAUUCAACUUGCCGGUCAAAUGUUAGCAGAUUUGCAUGUUAUCACUGAAGAGCGUAUCAUCUUGCAGCUAUAUGAAAUCACCCAAAUGUUCGUGGAUUUUCUUCAGCGUUAUGAUAAUAUGACACAAAGUCUCACGGCACAAGAUUUAUUUCGAAGUAUAUCACUGAACACUACUUUGCAAUCGUAUUUAACGAUCACCAAAGCAUUUGAGAACCAAAUCUUCAACUCAAGAAUCAAUUUUCAUGUCUUAGCGGAAUUUCUUGUGGGCAAAAUAACCGGCGCACCGAGACAUCGAUCCAUAUGUCUUCAGCCUGGUUAUUGGAAUCUAUUCAUCUUAGAUGAACCUACAUCAAAACACUUGAAGGAUCGUGUCGAGCGUUACUGUGGUAUUCAUAACAACAUUGAUCCAAUUUACAAUAAUUUCUUCGAGGGUCUUCGCUUCGAUCAGUUACAAAAAUACUUCGAUGAUAUGCACUUUCCACCGAUGGCAUUCGAAGGUUUAACAAAUAUUCUGUACACGUUCAACAAAGCGGGAUCCGUUGAAAAUGAUCUUCGUUUAACAUUCGAUAGUGUGUCAGCCGUUAGUGAAUUAUUAACCAGAACAAAAACAGCUGGACUGAAUCUCUAUGCUUCAUAUAAUUUCGUUAAACAAAUGACGAGAACGUUCAAUCCAAAUCUAUUGAAACUACCCAUUUUCAACACAUUGGAUAUUGCAAUACCAAUUCUAACACCUUUAGUCAAUUUCGAUCAACUUGUUUCUGUGAUUGCGGGUAUUCCACGUGGAACAAUUGAUAAUAUCGUGAAUAGUGUUAAUCAAAUCAAUAAUUUUUUGACUACACCAGCACCAACGAGACUGAUGCGUUUGACAACAACGGUGAAUAUGUCAAACGUUGUUACAACAACUACGCCCCGAACUCGAGCUCGAUAUAUCGAUUGGGAAACACUGUAUCAUGCGAAUAAUUUUCUAAAACGAAAUGCAUCGAAAUCAUUUGUCAUCCCCGCCAACAUGACACCCUAUCAUCAAUGGAUUAAACGGCAAAAACGACAAUUGGAUAUUUUUAGUAGUUUUCUUGCCCAACCACGCGUGUCUGAUUCAUCAUCUUUGGCUUUUGUACCUGAUUUCGUCAAAAUGUUCAAUUCAUUCUCUCCUGAAACAUUGGAACUCCUUUGUAUUGAACCAUUGAUUAAUCUCAUUCCAAAUGAUCCUGUUCUUAGCUAUGUCUUCGGCGUUGGUCGUUUAUUCGAAUUGGUCAACACGUUUAUGUCGAUCAUAACAUCAACAAAUCGUAUUCGUUGUUUAAAAAAUCCUAAUAGUGAUUAUGCAGAAAUUUCACAAUUUCUUCGUCUGAACAAAACUGUCGGCGUGAUUCGUGAAUUGAUACAAAAUGGUUUUCAAGCGAAAUUCAGUUGUUCACUAAUCGUUGAUGUUGUGAAAAAUAUUCAAGUCUAUCAAAAUCUUGCGCAAAUUAUGCAACAUAAUACGAUCAGUCUUGAUACGCUCGAAUGUUUCAAACAAACAAUCUUACAAACACUCGAACGAUUGAAGAUUCUGCCUGGUUUAUUUCGUUUCAUCUUUAGUGACAUGUCACUUAUCCAGUCAAUUAAAAAACUUACACCGUUGAUUCAAAUCUUCUCACCGAUAUUUUCUUCGAAUUCAUUUAAAUUUGUUCAGAUGAAUGAUAUGAUCGAAGAUGCGAAUAACUUCACGUUGUUUUUACAACAAAAACGAAAUAUCACGCUGAAUCAUUUGUAUUUUAAUACAAGAUUGGCCCAUUUGAACUCACCGGAUGACUUGAGACACAUUUUUUGUAAUCAAAAACAAAUGAAGAACUAUGUCAUCUCAUUCAAAGACUCUCCGGAAACAUUAGAAUGGAUUUUAUGUCGAAGUGAAUUGCUGUACAAUCAAACUUACCAGCAAUUUAUCGAACAAUACGGUAAAUCAAUACAAAUGAAGAAAUUUAAUGGAUUGGAUAUUGAACGUUUAUUCAAUGAAAUGCCGUUUAUGCAAAGCGAUUUCGAACGAUUAGCCAAUGAGAAUCAAUGGUUAAUGAAUCUUAUGGGUGGAUUUAGUCAAGAAGAAAUGUCACCAAUAGACAUCUACAAACUAUUCAUGAAUUUUACAACGCACCUUCCGGAAUUCGAUACAUUGAGAGCGAAUGUAUCGUACUUGGUGGAAAAAUAUUUCUGGGCAUUGCCGGAUGAGAACAUGCAGAAAAUGAUUCUGUCAUUGGUCGAUGGUCUUCAAACAAUUCAUGAAUUGAGUAUUAUUUUGCAAGAAAAUUUAAAUGGAUUACCUCUGAGAGAUGCGUUUAAAAAUUUUACAUUCAUUCUCAACAAACUCCGACGGGAUUAUGGAUUGCCACCAUUGACUAUUCAACUCUUGUCACAAGCUCGUUUGUUCAAAGAUCCCAUAAUUUUAUUCAAUUUGUAUACUGAAUAUCAUCAAACAGUUUGUAAUGCGAAUUCAUUGAAUGCGACAAUUUAUAAAACUUGGCCUUAUUUGAAAUUUAAUGAAAAAUUCGAUAUCAAAAAGUUAUCAGAACGUCUAUGCGAAAUGCCAUUGGAAAAUCAGGCCAAACUUAUUCGAUCAUUGAUGAAACACUUGCUCAUACCAGAUAAAAUACAAAAGUUUGUUAAAAGUGGUGGCAAGUACAUCGUCGAUCUGGUGAAUAUGGAUGACAAAGAAGUGGAUGUUUUCAAACAAGUAGGUCCAAUUGUCAAUGAUGUGAAUGAACUACUCAGUCGCGUCAAACGAUUGAAUCAACAAGUAGACGCAUCGCAAAAUCAAGAUCAAUUUUCAAAGAUAACGAAUAUAUUCUGUGCAGAAAUCGACAAACCCUCAAAUCCACAACGGCAAGUGCUGGAUGAAGAAAUCUUUAUCGAGCAAAAUAAAGAUCAAACAAAGAAAAAAAAUGAAACUGAAUCAAUCCCGCAACAACGAUUGUCAGAAUCGUAUGAUGAAGAUAAUAAAGUCGAUUGUUCGGAUAUACGACGAAGUAUUGAGCAAAGUAGUGAUAACGGAUAUAUUAUUUGGCCAUUGAUUAAACCGUUGCUAAUGGGAAAGAUUUUAUAUGCACCAGCUACACCUGUCUCGAAUGCAAUUAUUGCGAAGGUUAAUAAAACAUUUGAAGAGCUGGAUAAAAUUCAUCAAUUUGCUAAAGCUUGGGUCAACUCUCCACUCAAUCUAACGGCGCUAUUAGGCGACCUACAAAACACGAAUAACAUCAAAAAAGUUUUGUCGAAUCAAUUCUUUCAAGAAUUGUUUAGCAAUAUCAUAGGAAUGAAUUCAUACGAUAUUCAAUCAAUUACAUCAAUGUUGGACAAUUUCAGUGGCGAGGCCAAUGCUGAUGUGCUGAAAAAUGUAGAAGCUAUUAUGAAACAAUUCAGUGAUUAUUUACCAUGUAUUGAACUAAAUCGUUUCGAAGCACUUCAAACUGAGAAUGAGCUCGUCGAACGUGCGAAAGAACUUCAUCGAAAUAGAAUGGUCAUAGCCGGUAUUGUCUUCUCAAACUUGAAUAGUUCGAAUCCGAACGCGAACUUCCUUCCACCGCAUAUUCAUAUCAAAAUUCGUAUGGAUGUCGAUAGUGUACGGACAACCGAACAAUUAACAAGUUGGUUGUUUUUUCCUGGACCGGAAAAUGAUUAUUUUCUCGAAAUGCACUAUUUACGUGGUUUCAUACAACUACAAGAUUUGAUUGAACGCGCAGUCAUUGACUUACAUUUCGAAGAUACAAAGAAACCACCAACGAACCCAGUUGUGUACAUGCAAUUGAUGCCAUAUCCAUGUUAUCGUGGUGAUCCUGGCAAAGAAUCAUCGUAUGUCAAUUAUUUUAUCUUGCCGAUUUUGGGAACGUUAAUGUGGACGGCUACUUUGGGUGUUUCGAUAAAAAAUUUAAUGCGUGAACGCGAAAGAAAUGUCGAACAAACAAUGAAAAUCAUGGGACUUAAUUCCGUCAUUAAUUUCAUUGCUUGGUUGAUAUGCUCAUUCAUACCUAUGGUGAUUGUUUCGAUUAUUGUUGCAGUUGUGCUCAAAUACGGUGAGAUUUUCCCUGCGUCGGACUUAACUGUUACCGUAACACCGUUAUUGACAUUAGCUUUAUCCGCAUUGAUGCUGGGAUAUCUCAUUAGUGCAUUCUUUACCAAAGCAAAUUUAGCAACAUUAUGUGGCAUUUUAAUCUACUUUAUUUCAUAUCUUCCAUUCAUUCUCGUGAUGUUUCUCGAAACUAAAAUGCAACUCGGUCAUAAAUUAUUGAUUAGCUUGUCCAGUGCAACGGCAUUUGGUUAUUCGUCGAUCUACUUGACACGUUUUGAAUAUCAAGGCGAAGGUGUGCAAUGGAACACAGCUUUCAAAAGCAUCUUUCCCAAUGAUCAAAUGAACUUCGGUAUUGCUUGUGUAAUGAUGCUAGUCGAUUCGAUAAUUUAUGGUUUAAUCGGCAAAUACAUUCGAUCCGUUUUACCGGGUAAAAAUGCUCGAAAGAAGCCCCUAUGGUACCCAUGUUUACCAUCAACAUGGUGUUUCUGGAAGAAACGAUCCAAGUUUGGUGAUGGUGCGAAUUCUCUAUUUCAUAUAGAACGUGAUCAUCAGCCCAAUCCAUUUACUGUGCGAAUGAAACAAAUUGAUCCGAAUAAUGAACAAGAACCGACGGAUUUACCUGUGGGAAUUGCGUUUGAAAAUCUUUCCAAACAUUACGGUCAGAAGAAGAAAGCAGUGGAGAAUCUAUCAUUGAAACUUUAUGAAAAUCAAAUCACCGCAUUACUUGGCCACAAUGGUGCUGGAAAGACAACAACAAUCAACGUUUUAACCGGAAUUUAUCCUCCAACGAAUGGUACGGCUAGUAUCUACGGACAAGAUAUAACAACAGAUUAUGAGCAAAUACGAAAAAACGUGGGUCUGUGUCCGCAAGAAGAUAUUCUAUUUGAUUUCAUGACUGUACGUGAACAUUUACAAUUCUAUGGUCGUCUGAAGGGAAAUAUGAGUUCCAAAGAACUAGAUCGUGAUAUAAAUGAAUUGUUGACUAGUAUGGGUUUAUGGGUAUUUCAACACGAACGUGUUUCAUCAUUAUCAGGCGGUGUUCGACGAAGAGUGUCAGUUAGCAUUGCCUUUGUAGCUGGUUCAAGAACAGUUAUUCUUGAUGAGCCAACAUCGGGUGUUGACCCAUGUGCACGAAGAAGUAUCUGGGAAGUGAUAUUUAAACAUCGAGCUGGACGAACUAUCUUGUUAACAACACAUUAUCUCGAUGAAGCGGACACCCUAAGUGAUCGAAUUGCCAUUAUUCAUCAAGGUCGUCUAUUAUGUAGCGGUUCAUCGAUGUUUUUAAAGAAUCGCUUUGGUCGUGGGUAUAGUUUAACCAUUGACUUAAAACUUAAGUUAAAUAACAAAAUGAAAGUUGUUGAGAGUAAACAAUUCAAAGAUGUGAAUAACUUUAUUCUGCAAGAAAUGCCUGAUGCUACACUGCGAGAACACAUCGGAAGUGAAAUAACAUAUUCGCUUAAACUUGAACAACGAAACAAAUUUGCACUACUAUUCAAACAAUUAGAACUUAAUAAAGAACGUUUAGCUGUCGGAAAUUAUGGCUUAUCCGAUACAACACUUGAAGAAGUUUUUCUAUGGGUGACAGAAUUAGCUGAUCAAGGCAAAAUGGACGAAUCAAAUGACAAUGCAACUAUACCGAAAAUAGUCGUUGAACAAACAGGGUUUUCAUCUGCUCUAAGCGAUGAUAGUGGUUUAGGCGGCGAAUCAAACGCAACUAUGGAUGGUAUAUCAACGAUAAGCAGUAGUAUAGCUCAAUUACCUACAACAACUAAUGUUAUCCUUGCACCGCUAACGCGACCGCCUCGAGUGACUGGUCGUAAAUUGUAUUUUCAUCAAUUUCAAACAUUACUAUUGAAACGCUUCCAUCAUACGAAACGAAACUGGAAAGUUUUCCUGUCACAUCUCAUUCUUCCUUUACUAUUCGUGGCAAUGUCGAUGGGUUUCACACUAGUACGUCCAUCUCAAGUCUUUCAACGACCAUGGUUACUGACUCCAGCUAUGUACGAUCAAUCAGCAAUGUUUGUCAAGUAA
Messenger RNA from Adineta ricciae, 7101 nucleotides. The record is from the annotation of a GenBank genome assembly. Lineage: Eukaryota; Metazoa; Rotifera; Eurotatoria; Adinetida; Adinetidae.